Nymphaea colorata (pocket water lily) is the source of this 1119-nucleotide messenger RNA. RefSeq lists its product as uncharacterized. The record is from RefSeq and is a predicted model, not a curated record. NCBI's taxonomy places the organism in Eukaryota, Viridiplantae, Streptophyta, Magnoliopsida, Nymphaeales, Nymphaeaceae. Bases 117 to 914 code for a protein of 265 amino acids. The transcript has a single exon.
AAGGCCAUAAUAUUUCCGAUUAAUUGUUCAGCGUGUGUUGCUAUAUUAGUGUGCACGCACGCACCACGCCGCAUCGAGAGAGAGAGACAGAGGGUAGCCAGGGUUUCGUGUCUGCCAUGAUCAAGCCUCACAGCCACUCAAUCUCUGCAGAUUUCCUAGCAGCCCUCGCCUUCGUCGCCGUCAACAAAUCCCAACGCCACCACCUUCUCCUCAAGGCGCAGAUCCACCACCUGCCUUCCAUGUCCACCGCCACAAUCCCUGCGGCUUCCACCGGAAGCGCCUUCGUGUCGGCGCAGAGCUUCUCCUCCCCCCAGACCCUUUCUGACUGGCUGAGGCCUAGGCUUCCCAGAGAUCUCCCCAGCUGGGGAGUCAAGCCCGGCACCAAGAACGUCUCCAACCUCUGGCUCGAGCUCGCCCACGGCGAGGCCCUCCUCCAGGAUUCCGUCCCGCCCCGCCGUACCGUCAACGUCGCUGCCGUCCGCAUCCACAACGCAGCCGGCGACGUCCUCAUCGAAUCCCACCAGGAGCUCAGCGAUGGCACCGUGCGGCCCCGCCGCCGCCCGCUUUCGGAGAAAAUGAGGCCAGGCGAGACCGUGUGCGAAGCCGUACUCAGGGCCAUCCGCGAGGAAUUGGGCUCCGUCCUUCGCUCCGGCCAAGGGGUUCGGGUGCUGAUGGAGUCGUACUCGAGGAGGGUGGAGGAGAGGAACUCCGUGUCUUACCCGGGGAUGCCCGCCUGCUAUAUCUUGCAUUCGGUGGACGCCAUCGUGGAGGAAGGGUUGCCAGAGGGCGAGUUUUUCACGGAGGAGGAGGACGAGUACGUCGGCUCCGGCAGGCUAGCGGAGGGUGCGGUGGUCGUGAGAAGGCAUUUCUGGAAGUGGACUCCUUGCGAAGAAGCCUCAGAAGGUUUUCAUUAGUCCCAGUGUUUUCUUCCCAUUUUUCUGUUUGGUAUUAAUUCAUUGGAAAAUCUUCUAUAAUAGUUUCGAGCAGGAUUUCCGAGAUUUUGUCUUUUCUGGUUCAUGUAUUUAUGCGAAAAGAGUGUAUUGGUGAGAGCUGCUAUAGAAACUGACUUGACUUGAAUACAUUGAAUUCAUUGAAUGAAUAAAGAGGCAAUUGGUACUU